Messenger RNA from Miscanthus lutarioriparius, 1674 nucleotides. The record is from the annotation of a GenBank genome assembly. Lineage: Eukaryota; Viridiplantae; Streptophyta; Magnoliopsida; Poales; Poaceae.
AUGCGGCCGCCGCCGAAGAAACCAAAGGAAGCGCUGCCGGUGCCGAAGCAACUCAAGGUGCAUAACCCGGAGAAUGAGUCCCUCUCUCGCUUCUUCCUGGAGAAGUGGCGGGCGAUGAUGCAGGAGCCGGACGGGCUCUCGCCGAACAACUACCUCGCCUUCGCCAACGCCAACCGCAGCCUCUGCUCCUCCAAGGAGCCAAUCCGGACCCUCAAGGACUUCUCGAACGUCAAGGGUGUGGGACCAUGGCUCAUACAACAUAUGAAAAGUUUCUUUGCAGAGUCGAAUCAGGAUUUAUCUCCUGCAAAAGGUAAUGUUUCACUAUUUUUAUGGUUGACUGAAAGAAACCAAAAAGGGAAAAAAAGUUAUUUGCCAAGGAAGAACACUGCUGCUUAUGCCAUACUAAUAACACUCCUUAGGGCAAAGGCUAACGGGAAAUAUUUUAUGAUGAAACAAGAGCUUAUUGAUGCUGCUGAAGCCAGUGGACUGUCACGAGACGCGAUUGGUCCAAAUAAAAGUAAAGCAAAACAGAGUUACGGGAAGGACUGGUACACUGGUUGGAGCUGCAUGAAGACACUGCUAUCUAAUGGAUUUGUCACCAAGUGGAGUAACCCAGCAAAGUAUAUGCUAACUCGAGAAGGGGAAGGCACUGCACAUGAAUGUCUUUCAUGGUCUGGAUUAGAAGAUUCUCACAACACAUCUGCUAUGAAUCCUUCUGUUUCCAGGCACAGUCCUGAGCUUGUCAGCGGCAGUUCUCUGACAAAAAAGAAGAGCAGUUGCUACCGUCAAGUUCAAACUACUGGUUGUGCUAAACUAGCUAUGCCACCUCGUCGAGCCAAGGAAAACUUUCUUGAAGCUUAUGAAGUUAUUUUAAUAUUGGAUGAUCGUGAAAAAUUCGGGUCUCAUUCAAGAAAAGUUGCUGAUAACAUUCGUUCACAGAGCCAUUUUGAGGUAGAGUGUUUGCUUCCUCGUGCUCAAGGUGGCAGGUUAGACAGUUACCUGUGGGAGAUGGUAUUUGGAUUGCCUGUCAUAAGGAAGAUCACACAGAGUAUGUUCUUUGAUUUCAUUGUUGAAAGGAAAGAGGUUACGGAUUUAGAUGGCUCAAUUGAAGACAACCGAUACAAAGAUCAGAAAUUCAGGAUGCAGAAAUGCGGGCUGAGGAAGUUGAUAUAUCUCGUUGAAGGUGAUCUAAACAGUGCACCAAAGAGGGUUACAACAGCCUGUUUCACCACUGAGGUUCUCGAUGGAUUUGAUGUUCAGAAAACUACUGGGUUUGCUGAUACUCAGAAGAGAUAUAUUGAUCUUACACAUUCAAUAAUAGCAUACUAUGAUGCAAAUUUCUCGAUUGUUGGUAAAACUUCUCGUGUUUGCCCAACCUUUGAUGAGUUUAAGAGAAAGUGUUGUGACCUUAAGAAGAAAACAGUGAGCGACAUAUUUGCCCUUCAGCUUAUGCAGGUGCCAAAAGUAACAGAAGAAGCUGCACAAGCUGUUGUAGAGCUCUAUCCAACCCCUUUCUUACUGGCAAAGGCAUACUCGAUACUUGAUGGUGAUAUCCCUGCACAAGAGAAGAUGUUAAAGAACAAGAACGAGAUGGUAAAUGCAGGAGCAAGCCGAAACAUAUUUCACUUUGUCUGGGGUGAUGGAGGAAAUACUCUGGACCCAGUUCUGAACUAA